UUAUCACAAAUGUGUGAUCAUCAUCCUUUCUUAGUUUCCCAAACGUGGCACCAUUUUGGCUUCGGUUUUUCAUCACUUUCAAGACAUCGCCUCAAACAACCUGUGUCUUCCAACAUCAUCGAAUCCAACUAUUAAGAAGCCCUUAUGCAACAUAACCAACUUUUCUAAACUCCAAACAACCUUAUCUCUGUAUCUAUUCCUUCUUCUUAAGCUAAAAUGGUGGUAACUAAGGCAUUGUUACCUUCUCAUCCACACCCUCUAUGUUCCCUUCCAAUUUCUCCCAAAACCAGAGGCCUCACACUCCACCAAGUAGACCCUUUGGUGAGGUUCAAGUUGGAUGAGAGAAAGCAAAGGAAACAUGUGGCUCAUGUGUCACUCCAUGACCCUUUGGUUUCUUCUUAUGCUCUUGCUGACUUCUUCAUCCACCAACACCAGCNUUAUAAGGUUCAAUUGUCACAAACUAAUUCAGAAGAGAUGAGUAAUGAUCACUCCGACAUUCUAAGUCAAGCUUUAUGUCUCCCAGAGUAUCCAAGUCGUGUUAGGGGAAUGAGAUUUGGAGUCGGUCAUAGAGAUUAUUUCCCAUCCAAAAAGCGUCAUAUGCACCAUGAGCAUGAUAAAUUAACUGCUCAAGUAAAAGACAUGUUGGAAAGAAUGACACAAAUGGAAAAUGAUAUGAUUUCGCAUCGAAAAUUGGCACACCAAAUACUACUGAAGAAGCUAACAUUAAUAGUGGCCAAGGGAGUUGCACAUUGUCAUCAAAUAGUUUUCCCGAGACCUCUACCUAAGGGACAUGUCAAAGUUAGUAUAAAUAUUGCUUUGGAGCCAAAUGUAUCGUUGUCUAUACCAAUUGAUGAUGAUGACAUGAUGGCAAUAGGACAAGCAAUAGGUACAUUUGUGGCAUGGCCAAUGAAUUUCAUACAGAUUAGUGAUGAGGUCAGCCUCCAUGCCUUCAGUGACGGUGUUGGUUCAUCCACCAUACGUCUCCAAGGGAAAAUCGGCAACAAUCAUGUUUCUAUUCUCGUUGACGGUGCAAAACCCUAUAGUCUUGUAUUCUUGGCUGAUAGUGUGGGCUCUUUGGCUAGCUAUUACACUUCUUUGGGUCUUGUCAUCUCUGUGCCUGGCCUUUGGUCCCUCAUUAAACGUUCUGUCAAGUCUAAGAUUGUGCAGAAGACGUUUAUAGGUGAAGGUGAAAAGAAGGCACCGAAUCAAGUUGCUGGGGAGAUUUUAUCGUUUUUCACUCGUAACAACUUUGCAGUGACUGAUAGGGGAGAGACAAUCACAUUUGAAGGACAGAUGGUUCCAAGCAGGGGUCAAGCAGCACUACUAACCUUCUGCACUUGCAUCAGCUUGGCAAGCGUGGCCCUUGUGCUUACCAUAACCUUCCCAGAUAUUGGCAACAACUGGUUUUUGAUCACGCUCUUAAGUCCAUUGGCAGGCGUUUAUUACUGGACUCGGGCAUCCAGAAAGGAGCAGAUUAAAGUGAAAAUAAUAGUUGCAGAUGAUGGAAACUUAUCAGAGAUCAUUGCCCAAGGUGAUGAUCAACAAGUCGAGCAAAUGAGGAAGGAACUCAAAUUCAGUGAAAAAGGAAUGGUGUAUGUUAAAGGCGUUUUUGAAAGAUGACCUAUUUCUUCAGGCAGUAGAAUCAGAAUGCUAAAGAAUGUUGAGAUCAAUUUUAUUCUGUAUUUGACAAUAGCUAAUAAUCAAAAUCAUAUUAAAAUUGUUAUACAUGAUGCGAGAUUCCUGAACU
Vigna umbellata (rice bean) is the source of this 1747-nucleotide messenger RNA. The record is from RefSeq and is a predicted model, not a curated record. NCBI's taxonomy places the organism in Eukaryota, Viridiplantae, Streptophyta, Magnoliopsida, Fabales, Fabaceae.